AUGGCCGCCAUGGGCAACAACAACUGCGCGAUCAAGUUAGUGUGCAUGGACGGGAGCAUCGUGCUGGUCCUGAACUCUAACACGAAGCCGAUGUGGAUCGAGCAUGAGAACAACACGAUCAUCAACUACGAGUACACGAUCGAGAGUAUAAACGCAGACUCGUUCACAACCAUCGUGUCGGCCGUCGACCUAAAGGUGUUCGGGGACAUGCUCAUGACGGUUCUCCCGAGCGGCAGGCUGGACGGGUCCCUGAGCGCGUUCGAGAUCGUCUAUGUGUGCGCGAAGAUGGGGUUGUUGAAGAACGAAGUCACCACCCAGGAGGCGAGGAAGUACGUGUACAUGGGGCUGAUGAAGGAGGCCACCACGCUGAAGGGCAGGUCCACGGCCAUCGUCGGGGUCAAGAGGUCGGGCACGAGCGCCAUCCUGAACAGCACCGGGGCCACCCCCAGGCCCGUGGUCGAGCCCAAGUCCACACCCGAGACCGAGGUCGAGACCGCGACCGAGUGCCGACCCGAGUGCGAGGUCAACGACCCGUGGGGGUUCACGACCCAGAGCGUGAUGUGCAAGAAGGACAGGAAGAAGAAGAAGAGCAGAAAGGUGACCGAGACGCCCGUAGCCCAGCUGGUUGCACAUCUCGUCGUUCGGAUCCGGCCUCAUCGGCGACUCAACCACCUCAUCGUGUUGGUGGGCCUGGUCGAGUUGCACAUCUUUCGUAAGAUCCCACUCUUGCCCUUGAUCCUGGAGUAG
Molecule: messenger RNA, 747 nt
Organism: Hirsutella rhossiliensis
Lineage: Eukaryota; Fungi; Ascomycota; Sordariomycetes; Hypocreales; Ophiocordycipitaceae
Exons: 1
Coding region: 1-747 (248 amino acids)
Source: RefSeq, a predicted model, not a curated record